This is a messenger RNA of Ambispora leptoticha, 804 nucleotides long. NCBI's taxonomy places the organism in Eukaryota, Fungi, Glomeromycota, Glomeromycetes, Archaeosporales, Ambisporaceae. The record is from the annotation of a GenBank genome assembly.
AUGGCAACAAUCCCGGCACCAAUAUUUUCAGGUGGUUAUGAUGAAGAUAUUGAUAUUUUUAUUAGUCGAUUAUCAGCAUAUUUAGCUGGUAUAGAUAUAAAUCCAGUUGGUAGAGCUCGAGAUAGAGCAUUUGGUAUUCUUCGAGGAUGUUUAUCUGGAUCAGCAUUAGAUUGGUUUGAUCGAAAAAUUCUUGGUAAGCGGUGGGAACUUCAUAAUAUUCUUGCAAAUCAUGGACAAGCCAAUAUAGCUGGUAUCCAAGGGCGUACUAUGACACAGAUGAACACUUCUAAUAGUUUUAGAAAUCCCUCAAUUGCCCAUACCUAUGCUAAUGUUCCUGCUAAUAAUGCUGUAACGAUUGGUCAAUUUUUACGUGGCUUAUCACCUGAUCUAGAGGAUGAUGCAGAUCGUAUUGGCACUGAACAACCUUUAGAAAAUCUUUUUACAAUAUUGGAACGAAUUGAAACGCGUAGAUUGGAAAAAAGACUAGGAUUAACAUCGAAAAUUUCACAAUCGAAAUAUAAAUCAUCUCCAUCUAAAGGUUCAAAGAAUAUUUAUUCUGGAGAUACUGGUUUAACUGAAGCAGAUGUGGAAAGAAUUGUGAAAGCUCAAAUGACCUCAAUACAACUGACUUCUCCACAUUUACAGUCUUCAUCACAACAAAUUUCUCAGUCAGAUUUACAAGCUAUAACCAAAUCAAUUCAAGAUACCUUGGCUAGAGCUGUUAAAACCUUAGAGAAUAAAAAAACAUCCUAUAAACAAAAAUCAGAUAAUGCAAAAAAGGUAGAAGAUAUUAUUAUCAAGUGA